AUGAAGACAGAGGAAACAAAGUUAAAGGCCUCCUUUACGAAGGAGAUGCCCGUCAACUCUGGUACAUCUACGAAUUGCACUGUUAAGGUUCCGAUUCUCAUUGACAACAAUCCAAAGCCGGUGCAUAAACGUAGCGUCUGUCAAGCCAAAGUUCCGAAACAUUCUACCUGCACAGCAAGCUGCACGAACAUAAAAAAUUCGUGGGUCAUUUGGAGUGCGGUGGCCUUCAGCGCGGUCGUUGUCAUUGUAAUUUUCGCGUCCCUUCAAGGAAAAACCAGCGCCGAAUUAAAAAGGGCUAAAAAUAAAAUCACAAAUUUGGAGUCGAUGGCUGAUGCUUUGCGCAAAGAUAUUGCUGACCUGGAACGAAGGUGGGAGGAUUGUUACAUGAGUGUAGAAAGGUUUAGUUUAAUUGUAAUCUCCGUUCGUGACUUUGCAAAUCUCCUUACACCAGUAGGAAUCGUUAAAUUAUUUCUAAAUUAUACGUAGCGAUUCAGUUUGUCUUUCCAUCUAUUAGUCCAUUUGGAAGGAAUAAAAUUAUAAGCACUGAGGUCAAAGCGAAACUCUUUGCCACCUUUUUUCCAUCUUUGAAUUUUCAGUCAAUCUGAAAUUUUAAUUAAUUUUCAUCGCUGUAGGAGUUCAAAAUUUUUAUGUGCACGUCCUAUGUUUAAGUUUAGUCAUGUUGAAGUAAAUCUCAUGACCAUGAAUUAAGGUAUGUGUCCUCCAUAUUUCGCUGUUUUCCCCUAGGGGGAUCAUGGCAUUAAUAGAUUUUGUUGAAAAAAAAAAAUCGCUUACAGAUAAGAGUAUCGCAAUUAGUUUAUAUGUUCCUGUUAGCGAACUGUAUGACUUAUAUUUACUCAAAUUAUGAGGGUUUCUUAUGUACAAGCUAGCUCCUUUUACACGACUUUUACUGGAUUUUAAGCCAUUUUUUUUUGUCUUAAUUGCUAUCCUGCUAAGAAGUGGUUAAUGCCUUCUUGUCUAUAUUAUGUUCUCUUGUUGUUGAAAAAAGCCCCUAAAACAGAAAGCAUUCCACGAUAUUCAUCACAACACACGUGCUGGUUCCGUCUUUGUGGCUGUCAGUUUUGUAUACAACCAGUUCAUUAAUAAAACUUUUAUGACUUCAUCACUAAAUUCGUCUACAUCUCUAAAUACAGUUUCAGGGCAAGGGCUACAUAUCGAACGUAAGAUUUUUCUCACUAAGUCACUUUUAAAUCUCAGUUAUUUAUUUGAUAUUGUUGCUUCAUUUUGUUGUUUCCCUUUUUGUUUUAUUUUGGACCUGAGGGCUUCAGGCUAUUUCUAAUUUAUUCUUGUGUAUAAGAUCAUUAACUCAUCUUAAAAUCCCGAACAUCUCGCUCGUAAUUAAACCUUUUAGUAGGCCGAACUAAUCGGCACUUUGUAUCCACAGGCCAUACAUGGAACAAAAUUGAUAGAAAUCACAAUAACGAUUUUCGCAAUUAAUCACAUGCUAUUAUCGCAAGCUACUACAAACAACGCGUACAUCAUAUAUGCAUUUUGGAGGAAGCGAUAUGCUAUAAGCAGGUGCUAUUAUAAUUAUCCUUGCUUAUAAACCUUAAAAUAACCCAAGCACUUGAAAUUAUGCGCUUUUGAUUUUGCAUUAUUAACAUUUUUUUAAUCGACCCUGCAAGAAUUGUAUUCUUCGAUUUCUCAUCAAAGCACAGGCGUGAUUUAGUUGCGAUAAUUUUCUGCUGUUAAAAAACAAUAUUUCCUUUGUCCUAGGCUUAUUGUGCGGGAAGACUGGGCCCGACUGUUUAGUGUGUUUCCGGGUAUAUAUGGGCAAGAUUCCUUAGCUCUCGAAAUUAAAAUAAGAUGAAAAAAAAAUGUAUUUUUUUUAACUGGAAAAGAAAAAUAAAAGAAAGAAUUAAAGCCAUCUCAACCAGUGUUGUGUCAAUUUCAAUCUCUUGCGGUUUUGAAGGUUGACCACAGUCAAAAUAUGACUGGAAUUUGUUUUCUAUUUUUAAAUUCGCCAGUAAAUGUUAAACUUUUCAGCUACUUUACACAGUAUAUACUAUUAUACGCAAUGCUCUUUGUCUUUGAUUCGAAGGAAAUGAAGUAGAGAGAAAAAAUGUUUCUGUCUGUGCAUGCUAUUUUUUUACAACUUAAAUCGGAGGUUAUUUAUAAUGAGAAUGAUAAAAAUUGAGGUUUCUAAAUCCGAUUUUUGUUUGUUUGUUGAAGUAAGCGGGGGUAACUAUAACCUCAUGCAAAUCUGGUAGUACACGAAGCAUCAAGGUGACGAGAAUGAGUUGUCUCUGAUGUUUCAAAAACAGACUGUCACGCUACAGAUUACUUCGAUAAAUGAUUUACGCGUUUGUAGAUGCAACAGAGAGACCAUGUCUGAGAGUAAUAGACUUUUGUUUGUUUGUUUGUUUUGUUUUUUGUCUGUUGGUUGUUGUUGUUUCUUUCUUAUCCCAAAUGUUUCUACCUCUAUCUUAACGAACACCGGCUCAUUAUUUUACAGGGGCACCCAACGAGAAUGUAGUUCAAAACCACUUAAACAUAGCAUUGUUAAACGUAUUUUAGUAUUUAAACGGUAGAUAUAGGCAUAUUUUUAUCCCCCUAAAAUUUUUUCAUCUGUUCGGAUUUCCUAGCUGAAAGUCUAGUGAUCUGAAAAUUAUAGGGAUGAAAACUUACCUUUUCAAAAAUUUCAGCCGGAAAAAAGGCUCCCGAAAAUUCUAUGUCACCUUCUUAGGGUAAAAAUCCGUUAAAAAUGGGCAACUAUACCAGUUUUUAGAUGUUCGAAAAUCCUAGGAGAGGCAGGCUAGCAAGAAAUUUUACAAUGAAAUGUUCCAAAAAUUCUAAAUCUCAAAUCGUCUUCCGGACAGAUAUUUUCCGAAAAUUGUCGUUGGGUGCUCCUGAUUUUAAGUCUCUCCUCUCCGUUGAGAGUCAGGUAUAGCUGGUGAAAAUACCUAUCAGGUCUUUUACUUAGGAACAAUAUAUGAUCUAUCCCAGAAUACAUUGCACCCAAUCGGAAGACGGGAAGGAUGCUCGGGGAAAACCAUGUCAUACUGGCGGAAAACGUAAGUAGUAUUUACGUUUUGAGAUCCGAUCCUAUCUUGAGAUGAGUACAGUUGACUCCCGGUAACUCGCGCGAAGCCUUGCUAACUCAACCUCACGCUAAGUCGAAACGAAGUUGAUUUCCCAUGGAUUGCCUCAUACAUUUACUGUAAUUUUACCCUUGAUAACCCGAACCUUCCGCUGACUGGAAGUGAUUUUUGUUUGCCUUCAGAUUAUCUCCAUAUAAUUUUACCUUCGAUAACUCGAACCAUGUUUUAAGCGCGUGACAAGUCGGAAAAAAAAUACGGUGUACCACUGUACUGAAGUCCGAGGCACUGAAUUUAUUUCAAAACAACCGUGUCAAUUCUUUGUCUUUACUCUUUUUGCCACUACUCCAGUUCAAAUUCAAUGUCCAUCCCUGUCGAGUGUGCAUGAUACUUGCAUUCCCUCACCAUCUUUUUGCUUAUUUGCUUACAUGUUCUUCCGGAUCUUUGCUGCAAAUUCCGGUAACUCGAACUUUUUUCGAUUUCUCGCUAGAAGGUUCGAGUUGUCGUCGGGAGUCGACUGUACAUCAUAAAAAUACUCCGUUGUUAUCGAAUUAUAUUUAGGAUGUAUAUAUAUAUAUAAGGGAAGUGGCCAAAAGAAAUCUACUCAAAGAGGACCGCCUUGACUAGGAGUGACGUGCCGUAAAGGCUAUUCAAGACAACACCCAUUAUUUUGAUAUCCCUAAUGGACGCAAAUUAAUUUUAUUUAGUGACGCAAAAAUAUAUUGGAUAACGCUGAAUACUCCAUUUUCGAUAUAUUAAAAUUCAUACUUGGCUCCGAGGCGUUGGGAAAUAAAACAAAAGAAAUGUAUCAUUCAUUAUUGUACCUCAAGAUGAUUUCUUUUGUUUUAUUCCUCAAGUCUCACAGCCAAGUAAGAGUUUUAGUACAUCGGAAUUUGGUCUUUUAGUUUGUGCGCGUGAUUGAAGCUUACAUUCUCAGAUAACCUGCACUGGAGCACUGAAUCUUAUACUUCGUUUUUUUUUAUAUGCUAGUAUAGGAGAGGAGGUAUGCAAUUAAGAAGCCCUAUCGUUUUAAGAGGGGAGGGGUGGUAUACUUUAUAGAGAAAAUGUUAGUCUUAAUAUAACUGGAGAGUUGGAUAAUGGUUGUGUAGAAUAGUUUGACCAUUUCUUCAAAGACCACGCCGCACCGUAAAACAGGCCUUGGUUCUUCGUUUCUGAUAUACAAAAACAAGGUUAAAAAUAUAGAUAAUAGCCCGUAUCCCUUAAUGGAACCUCCUAAAAUUUAGCUGUUUCUCUUAUAUCUCAUAUCUUUGUUAGUGAUUAUAAGUAUUUUAAUUUUUGGUGUCAGGGAUUAUAACGUCUAACCUACAUUUUUGUUAUACCAGUUCACACAGCUUUUUUAAAAAACAACAAUGAAAGAGGGAAAACGAAUUUCUCCAGUAUCCCGACACUUGAAUCAACAAGCAGUAGGCGCCGGGCUGAACCAAGCGGUGAAACAACAAAUGCUCAAACCGCGAAGCCUACAGAGUCCAAAAAUUCAAAACCAAGUAAGUUCAAGACAACGUACACGGUAUGGGGAGGCGAAAACUGCCGAGAGGACGUAAAGAAAGUGUAUUCUGGUAAGUUUCAAAUCUCUCAAUGUAGGGUCAAAUUAGUUGGCCGAUUCCCCACAAAACCUUUAUUGGUAAGUCAAAAUGAACUUCGAUUGAUGCAAAAGAAAAAGACUCGAGUGUCCGCAUCAUAAUGUUCUCCAUUUAAUUAAGGUGGAAUCUUUCCGCGACCAAAUUUAAUUGAAGUCGUUAUAGUCUGCCUGAGGCAAAGAAAAGUGAAUAUGAACUUGAGAAAUAGCUUGUCCUUUUACAAAAUGGAAUGUAAAAGCGCAAGAACUCAAAAAAUGAACAUCGGACGCAAAUCUUUGAAGGAGAUCGUUGGUAUUUUCACAUUUUGCUUAUAACCCGCACUGUCAAACCUCCGUCAUUGGUAUAUGGGAAAACGCUUUGAAUGGAUAAUAAUGUCUCAGGGGUACACUUGUAAUGAUGGCCUUUCAUAGACUAGCCGGCAGUGUGGCAGGCAUCAGAAAGGGAAGGGCAAGGAAUUUGGGCGCGAAACCGCGCGCGAUGGAGAAAGUAGGAGGGCGCCCUUUGCGCUUCUCACGCACCCGAAAUUCCCUUUUGCCAUUCCCUUUGAGCACGCGCCUGCCACGCAGGCUAUUCAUACAUGAAAAUCUUUAAAUAAGAACGACGGAGACCAGGUUUUAUGCGCCCACGAGACCGAGCACCCCACACAAACCCUUCAUUGCACUAAAACCGCUGGACGUCACAACCUGGUUGAGGUCAUCGUUGUCUAAGGUCUUCCUUCACACAUAGACUUAUUUACUCCUUUAUUGUCUUACAAAUCAGGGAGAACUGCAACGCUUCAUUCCGGCUCCCAUCAUUCACUUGGCUCGGAAUACAUGUGCAUUCCGGAUCGAAUUGAAUAUCCCAAGCACGAAAAUAUGUCAAGCGGACUCUACUUGUCACCCGUUAGAUACGCUGCAAACCUAGACAUUUUCACAGUUUUCCUUGAAAGCCAAUGCCAAGAAAUUGGAGCUACAAGAUGCAAGAAUUUGAAGUUAAAUCACCCUCACUUGUUCAAAAGACUCGAUAACUUUCAAAUUCCGUGUGCUGUGUGCUUGCGAGACAGACGAACUGUCACGAUCGUUACUCCAGGCCGAGACACUUGCCAAUCGGGUUCGUGGAAAAAGGAGUAUGCCGGGUAUUUAAUGACACAGGAAGGUGGGGCUGCGGGCUCCAAGCUUAUCUGUGUAAACGCCGACGCGCAGGGCGUGGAUAAGAGCAAUACGACUGGUUCUCAGGGACCAUUUCUACAACCUGUUGCAUAUAAAUGCCUUGGAGCCUCGUGCACUGAAAGCCAUAAUAAACCGAUGGCAUUGCCUUGCGUUGUAUGUUCGAUCUAA
Messenger RNA from Porites evermanni, 5970 nucleotides. Lineage: Eukaryota; Metazoa; Cnidaria; Anthozoa; Scleractinia; Poritidae. The record is from the annotation of a GenBank genome assembly.